This is a messenger RNA of Geodia barretti, 503 nucleotides long. The record is from the annotation of a GenBank genome assembly. Lineage: Eukaryota; Metazoa; Porifera; Demospongiae; Tetractinellida; Geodiidae.
GUGAAUGGAAGGUGCACAAGUCCUAAUACAUGCAUAUGCUCUUCUGGAUGGAGUGGUGCUGCUUGUACUACAGCAAACUGUCAACAAGGCUGUGUGAAUGGAAUCUGCUCUGCCCCAAAUAAAUGCACAUGCACUGGUGGAUGGACAGGCUCUUCUUGUGAUCAAUUUAUCUGCAGUCCCAGUUGUGUACAUGGCAGGUGCACAGGUCCAAACCAAUGCACAUGUGACUCUGGAUGGACAGGAUCCACAUGCUCUAAUGGGUGUUCAAGAUGUGUGAAUGGAAGAUGCACUGGUAAUCGCUGUGUCUGCAAUGCUGGCUGGACUGGUUCAGCUUGUGAUCACAGAUCUUCAACAUGUUCGAGAUGCAUUAAUGGACUAUGUAUUAACAGUCAAUGUGCAUGUAAUGUUGGAUGGAGUGGCUCUGCCUGUGAUCAACCUAUAGAUGAAUGCAGCAGAGCAGGAAUAAUAUGUAAAUAAAACUAUUACUGGAACUUGUUGCCUUA